CGCCCCCAGCUAUAAAGCCUGCUACCGCCAGCGGUUUUAGGUCCGUCUCAGUCAGCCUGGUGGUCUUGAUAUUUAUGUGUCUGUCUGUGUGUGUGGCUUGCUGGUGUACCUUUCGCAUCUGCAGCAGGUUGUUCUGGUUUUGCGGCAUUGCUGGCAAGAGUGGGCAUGUCUUCUGUUCUGCUCACUUCCCCGUGCUGCGGCUUCAGGUGGGACUUCAGGUGGAGCAGGACCACAUUCCUCCACUUCAGUGUCCUCACUUGGAAGCAGCCAUGGGUAAUGUAAUGACUCAUGUGGCCAACGCCUCUGGCGGACCCCUGCGAGUGUACUACAGCACUGACAAGAUGACUCUGGAGGAGAUCGAGGUCGUCUACGGGACUAAAGCUGGUGGCUCCAAGUCUGAAGGUCUGAGCUUUUCAGCGUCCACCGAAACCAAGAUGCAACUGAAACGCGACACCCGCAUUCGCUACAUACGCAUCCCAACCUGGGACUUCGGCAAGAUCCUGAGUGAGGGAAACAUCUAUGUCACCGUGUUCGUGGAGAACCGCUCCUAUGAUGAUGAUGACUGCGGGAUGAUCUCCGAGAACUUCUUCAUCCCCAGUGACAGGUCCUUCAUCGUCACCGCAAACCACAACAUCAAGUUCCAGAAGUAUGGAGCAGGCCUUUGGGAGGACGAGGGCGGCUACAGCCACUGGAAAUAGCAUUCCACAGGCCGUCAUCAAAUGGUUUCAUUUUGAAUUUGUUGUUUUCGGUGUUGUGCAGUACAUGCCCCUGUGUGAUUUUUUGAACUGUGGGAAUCACCAACUGUUUUUAUUUUCUGUGAGGCCCGUCGCGUUCUCUACCUGUAAUUUUGCUGUUUGGCUGAACAGUAAGGGUUUGUAAUUGGGAGGAGGUGGGUGGUGUGCGUGUGCAGUGGAGCACUUCACAUAGCGGUGUGUGUGUUAACUAGCCUGGUGAAAACCAAAGGUGUGUGUGUUACCUAGCCUGGUGAAAACCAAAGGUGUGUGUGUUACCUAGCCUGGUGAAAACCAAAGGUGUGUGUGUGUUACCUAGCCUAACUGUGUGAAAUGAUCUAUGGCGGUAUGUUUUCUACUUAGCUUUUAAUGUGAAAUGAUGUAUUACGGUGUGCCUAGUAUUUAGCCUAUUGUGGGAACGGGUGAUGUGUGAAACCCCCCCCUUGUAUGCUGUCCUGCCUGUUUCACUAAUUUCAUAGUGGUUUUAAUCAUUGUCCAAAUAUUAAACAUUGCAAUUUGCUUUGAAA
Molecule: messenger RNA, 1258 nt
Organism: Anguilla anguilla (European eel)
Lineage: Eukaryota; Metazoa; Chordata; Actinopteri; Anguilliformes; Anguillidae
Exons: 3
Coding region: 75-698 (207 amino acids)
Source: RefSeq, a predicted model, not a curated record